Messenger RNA from Mus caroli (Ryukyu mouse), 1340 nucleotides. The record is from RefSeq and is a predicted model, not a curated record. NCBI's taxonomy places the organism in Eukaryota, Metazoa, Chordata, Mammalia, Rodentia, Muridae.
AGCUGGGCUGGGGAGGCCAGGAGAGCUGGGGAGGGUUCAAGAGACCUGAGGGAACAGAGAGGAGAAGAGGCAGCAGACCUGAAGGCAAGCAGGUGACAAGACAUGGAGCCAGGGCUGUGUAGCAAGGCUUACCUUCUGGUUGGCGGGCUUUGGACCGCCAUUAGCAAGGCGCUUUUUGCUGAGUUCCUGGCCACGGGGCUGUACGUUUUCUUUGGUGUGGGCUCUGUUCUGCCCUGGCCUGUGGCGCUUCCCUCUGUGCUCCAGAUUGCCAUCACCUUCAAUCUGGCCACAGCCACAGCCGUGCAGAUCUCCUGGAAGACCAGUGGGGCCCACGCCAACCCUGCUGUGACCCUGGCCUACCUCGUGGGAUCCCAUAUCUCUCUGCCUCGGGCUAUGGCCUAUAUCGCUGCGCAGCUGGCUGGGGCCACAGCUGGGGCUGCUCUUCUUUACGGGGUAACUCCAGGAGGUGUUCGAGAGACCCUGGGGGUCAACGUGAUCCACAACAGCACAUCAACUGGCCAGGCGGUGGCUGUGGAGCUGGUUCUGACGCUGCAGCUGGUGCUCUGUGUCUUUGCUUCCAUGGAUGGCCGGCAGACCUUGGCAUCCCCAGCUGCCAUGAUUGGGACCUCUGUGGCACUGGGCCACCUCAUCGGGAUCUACUUCACUGGCUGUUCCAUGAACCCAGCUCGCUCCUUCGGCCCUGCCGUCAUUGUUGGGAAGUUCGCAGUCCAUUGGAUCUUCUGGGUAGGACCGCUCACAGGGGCUGUCCUGGCUUCGCUGAUCUACAACUUUAUCUUGUUCCCUGACACCAAGACUGUAGCCCAGCGACUGGCCAUCCUUGUGGGCACCACAAAGGUGGAGAAAGUAGUAGACCUGGAGCCCCAGAAGAAAGAAUCUCAGACAAACUCUGAGGACACAGAAGCUGACCUUCCAUUCAGUAUGCCUCCCAACCCCUCCACCCCCAUCCGCUUGGCCUGUGAAAUAGCUGGGACUUAGGUAUACCACUACGACUAGCUUCUGCAUUCAUAGACAGAACAAAUCUGGAGGUAAAUCCAUCCAGUUAAUUUUCCAACUUGCCUUCCCUGUUUUCUUCUUUCUUUCAGUGUUUGACUUCUCUGUGUGAGGAGGCUGUCCGGUCAUUUUCAUUCAUGCUUGGACUUUGCUGAUCCCCUCCCUGGCUCCCCUCCCAGUACCUCCUGGCCACUUCCUGCUAGUCCUCACCUCCCAAGGCCCUCCACUUCUGUUGUAAUGUUGCUUUCAUGUUAUGUGUUUUCUGUUGCCCUCUUCCCCCAGCCUCCCCAGUCUCCCCUGUCCAGCCCUCUGCCUAGUCCCCCAGUCUA